CGCCGGGACUCCGCGAGCACCUGCGGCGGCCUGGGUUUCGGGGCGACUCGGGUCACCGCGCGCCCCUCCUCCGGGCCUGAGUCACGGCACCGCGGGUCCCCACGCGGAGAUGCCGCGGUGAGCAGCCGGGACGGGCCGUCGGCCGCCGAGCUGCGCCGCGCGGGAAGCCAGGCCGGCAGGCGCACUGCCCUCCCCCGGGCCUCCGCACGCCGCGCGCGCCCCCGGCCCUGCCCGCCCUCCAUGGCGUUCAUCCGGAAGAAGCGGGCGCUGCAGCAGCAACUCUACUCCAAGGAGAGAUUUUCCUUGCUCCUGCUUAACUUGGAGGAGUACUACUUCGAACAGCAUACGGCGAAUCACAUUCAGCACAAGGGUAGUCAGAAUGAAAGGAAAAUCAGAGGCUCCUUAAAAAUAUGUUCAAAAUCAGUUAUUUUUGAACCAGAUGCAAUAUCCCAGCCCAUCAUUAAGAUUCCUUUGAAAGAUUGUAUAAAAAUAGGAAAACAUGGAGAAAAUGAAGACAGUAGACCCUUUGCAAAGGCAAAAUCUGGGGAGAUCUCGCUCAUUUUCAGUCAGGUAUAUUUCAUUAAGGAACACAACAUUGUUGCACCAUAUAAAAUAAAAAGGGGCAAAAUGGAGUAUGUCUUUGAAAUGGAUGUUUCAGGAAAAGUGGAAGACGUUGUGGAGACGUUGCUUCAGCUUCACAGAGCUUCCUGCCUUGACAAGCUGGGAGACCAAACUGCAAUGAUAACAGCUAUUUUACAGUCACGUUUGGCUAGGACAUCAUUUGACAAAAACAGAUUCCAAAGUGUUUCUGAAAAGCUGCACAUGGAAUGCAAAGCAGAAAUGGUGACACCCCUGGUGACGAACCCUGGGCAUGUGUGCAUCACUGACACAAACCUGUAUUUUCAACCUCUUAACGGGUAUCCGAAACCCGUGGUCCAGAUAACACUCCAGGAUGUCCGCCGCAUUUACAAGAGGAGGCACGGCCUCAUGCCCGUGGGCUUGGAAGUGUUUUGCACAGAAGAUGAUCUCUGUUCUGACAUCUACCUAAAGUUCUAUGAACCUCAAGAUAGAGAUGACCUCUAUUUUUAUAUUGCCACCUAUCUAGAGCAUCACGUCGCCGAGCACAGCGCUGAGAGCUACAUGCUACAGUGGCAGCGCGGGCAUCUCUCCAACCGCCAGUACCUCCUGCACCUCAACAACCUGGCAGACCGCAGCUGCAAUGACCUCUCACAGUACCCAGUGUUCCCAUGGAUAAUAAACGACUACUGCAGCAUAGAACUGGAUUUGUCAAAUCCAGAAACCUUCCGGGAUCUUAGUAAGCCCGUCGGGGCCCUCAAUAAGGAACGGCUGGAGAGACUGAAGACACGCUACCAAGAAAUGCCUGAGCCAAAGUUCAUGUAUGGCAGUCACUACUCUUCCCCAGGUUAUGUGCUGUUUUAUCUUGUUAGGAUUGCGCCGGAGUACAUGCUAUGCCUACAGAAUGGAAGAUUCGAUAAUGCAGAUAGAAUGUUCAACAGUAUUGCAGAAACUUGGAGAAACUGUUUGGAUGGUGCAACAGAUUUUAAAGAGUUGAUUCCAGAAUUCUAUGGUGAUGAUGUCAGCUUUCUAGUCAAUAGUCUGAAGCUGGAUCUGGGAAAGAGACAAGGCGGGCAGAUGGUUGAUGACGUAGAACUUCCCCCUUGGGCGCAGAGUCCCGAGGAUUUUCUCAAGAAGAGCAGAGAUGCAUUGGAAAGCAAUUAUGUGUCCGAACACCUGCAUGAGUGGAUUGAUCUAAUAUUUGGCUACAAGCAAAAAGGGAGUGAUGCCGUGGGGGCCCAUAAUGUAUUUCAUCCCCUGACCUAUGAAGGAGGUGUAGACUUGAACAGUAUCAAGGAUCCUGAUGAGAAAGUAGCUAUGCUAACCCAAAUCUUAGAAUUUGGGCAAACACCAAAACAGCUCUUUGUGACACCACACCCUCGAAGGAUCACCCCAAAGUUUAAAAGUUUGUCACAGACCUCCAGUUACAAUGCCUCUGCAGCAGAUUCUCCAGUCUCUCCAGGUGAAGAGUCUUUUGAGGAUCUUACCGAAGAAAGCAAAACCCUGGCCUGGAAUAACAUCACCAAACUGCAGUUACACGAGCAAUAUAAAAUCCACAAAGAGGCAGUGACUGGAAUAGCUGUCUCUGGCAAUGGGUCCUCCGUCUUUACAACCUCACAAGAUUCCACGUUGAAGAUGUUUUCUAAACAAUGUAAAACACUACAAAGAAGUAUAUCAUUUUCAAAUAUGGCUUUAUCAUCUUGUUUAGUUUUGCCAGGAGAUGCCACUGUCGUAAGUUCUUCUUGGGAUAAUAACAUCUAUUUUUAUUCCAUAGCAUUUGGAAGACGUCAAGACACAUUAAUGGGACAUGACGAUGCUGUUAGUAAGAUCUGUUGGCAUGACAAUAGGCUGUAUUCUGCAUCGUGGGACUCUACAGUGAAGGUGUGGUCUGGUGUUCCUGCAAAUAUGACAGGCACCAAAAGACACCAGUUUGACAUGCUGGCUGACCUGGAACACGAUGUCAGUGUAGAUACAAUCAGCUUAAAUGCUGCAAGCACACUGUUGGCUUCAGGCACCAAAGAAGGGACAGUGAAUAUUUGGGACCUCACUACAGCCACCACACUGCACCAGAUUCCAUGCCAUUCAGGGACUGUAUGUGAUACUGCUUUUAGCCCAGACAGUCGCCAUGUCCUCAGCACAGGAGAAGAUGGCUGUCUAAAUGUCAUAGAUGUGCAAACAGGAAUGCUCAUCUCUUCUAUAACUUCAGACGAGCCCCAGAGGUGCUUUAUCUGGGAUGGAAAUUCUGUUUUAUCUGGAAGUCAGUCUGGUGAACUGCUUGUUUGGGACCUCCUGGGAGGAAAAAUGAGAGCAAGAAUCCAGGGCCACACAGGUGCUGUGACAUGUAUAUGGAUGAAUGAACAGUGUAACAGUAUCAUUACAGGAGGGGAAGACAGACAAAUCAUGUUCUGGAAAUUACGUUACUAAGUGCCUUUUCCUCUCUUGAAUAUUAAAUUGAACUUUACCUAAUGUAUUUUUAAACCAAACUUUUAAAUGAAGUGGUAAGUGUGCAAUGAUAGUAAUGAGAAGUUUUACCACGUGAUCAAGUUCUGGUUUUAAACUUUCUAAAUCAUGACUUCAUUGAAAGCCAUUAGUUGCCAUCCUCUGAAGCAGAUAAAGAUAAUGGCAGUGUUAGAAAACAUGGCAUCUGUAAGGCCGACUGAUCAUCCUACUAUGAUGACAGAAGACAGUCUUGGGUAUCAAAGAAAGUAUCUAGCGGAUAGCAACUAGGGAGACUUUCAGAAAGCAAUGAACAGUUCAGAAUUUUCCAAGAAUAUGCAGUAUUCUCUACUACUACAGAGUCACUCUAUUUUGUCUUCCUUAUUUACAGUUGCUGCCCAUUGGGCUUUUGCGUAUGUGUUUUCAUGGAGUGGUUGCUUUCUAUAACCUACUGUCCCAGAUUCUAAGAACCUGGGGAAGGAUUAGCAGUUCUUAUAGCAAUUUACUGUAUACAGGAACAGUUUGUUUCAUUAUUGCUAUUAAAUGCUCAUCUUUUCUACAUUAAAAAUAUUUUUCUGUAAUGAAAGUU
Molecule: messenger RNA, 3601 nt
Organism: Manis pentadactyla (Chinese pangolin)
Lineage: Eukaryota; Metazoa; Chordata; Mammalia; Pholidota; Manidae
Gene: NSMAF
Product: neutral sphingomyelinase activation associated factor
Exons: 31
Coding region: 241-3000 (919 amino acids)
Molecular function (GO): protein binding
Source: RefSeq, a predicted model, not a curated record